Paramecium octaurelia is the source of this 369-nucleotide messenger RNA. The record is from the annotation of a GenBank genome assembly. Lineage: Eukaryota; Ciliophora; Oligohymenophorea; Peniculida; Parameciidae.
AUGAAUUAAUAGAAGAAACAUGAAGGAUUUACCUCGGAUGAUUCAGUCGACGAUAUGAGUGUUUAGAAAAUUGAAUCUUCUAAUCGACAAUCAACAAUCAGAUGCUCAAAUUAAAAAUCAUCAGAUGAAAGUAUAACAGAUAUGAUUAAAAAGAUAAAAAAAUAAAUAAACAAGAAACAAAUAUGGAAAAGUAAUUAAUAUAUAUAAGAGGGAAGAAAGAUAGAAGAAUUCGAUUUUGAAAUUUCGAAUCUCUAAUAAGAACUCGAAUUAUUGAAAGAAAGUCAUAAUAAAAAGAGAAAGAAUAGAAUAAAUAGGAAUAGAACUUAAAAAUUAAUUAAAACUAUAUUCUUAAUGAAAUUCAGAAGAUGA